AUGAAAUUCUCAACUGUUUUCACUGCUAUUAUUGUUGCUUCUACUUCCGUUGAAGGUGGUCUUCUUUUACAUAAAUUAGGUAGUUGGGGUGGUAAUGGAGGUGUUGUUGCAACUACUCCUUGUGAUACUCCAACCCCAGCACCAGAACCUCCAUGUGAUACUCCAACUCCUGAACCUUGUGUUGAAAAUAGCGGUUGUGUCGUUAGUGGUGGUAGCGGUGGCUAUUCUGGUAGUUACUCAGGUGGUAUUGGUGGUAUUAUUGGAAAGAAAAUCAGUUUCAUUAAAGGUUUGUUAGGACAUUAG
This is a messenger RNA of Candida tropicalis MYA-3404, 303 nucleotides long. RefSeq lists its product as uncharacterized. The transcript has a single exon. Bases 1 to 303 code for a protein of 100 amino acids. Lineage: Eukaryota; Fungi; Ascomycota; Pichiomycetes; Serinales; Debaryomycetaceae. The record is from RefSeq and is a predicted model, not a curated record.